This is a messenger RNA of Bipolaris zeicola 26-R-13, 345 nucleotides long. RefSeq lists its product as uncharacterized. Lineage: Eukaryota; Fungi; Ascomycota; Dothideomycetes; Pleosporales; Pleosporaceae. The record is from RefSeq and is a predicted model, not a curated record. The transcript has a single exon. Gene Ontology annotation, molecular function: oxidoreductase activity. The coding region runs from base 1 to 345 and encodes 114 amino acids.
AUGACGUUUACGAAAAUUGCGAUCAUCUACAAGGCCCCACAUCUUUCUUUUGAACAAUUCAAAGCACAUUACGAGAUUUCAAAUGUACCUUUAGUGAAGUCAUUGCAAGACGAACGAUAUGCGCCCCUGCUCUACAAGCGCCGGUAUAUAAAAUUGAACACAGAGUCUAAGUCGCCAGGAUUCGAUGCUAUCACAGAACUCGUGUUCAAGGACGAAUCGACGUAUAGGAAAUGGGAAGCUCAUUUAGCGGAAGGUGAUCGUGACAAAAGGAUUUUUGAGGAUAGCCUGACUUUUACUAAUGGAGAAAAAUCGGGCUAUCUUGCCAUAGACGAGGUGAUAGAGUGA